AUGGUUUUGCAUUCAGAUCCGCCUUUCACAACGGAUUUCGACCAGUCAUGGCCUGCUAGUAGUUUCAUAGUAACUUCCUGGGACAGAAGCAAUAAGAACCGCCCUAGGGACCCUUCCGCGCUCCAGGCUCUGAGGUCUCUUCCUGCCAUUCAGAACAAACGAGGGCUUAGCUUCUGCUUCUCAUGGACGGGCCGUGGGUUUCUCGAGGACGCUGUUACAUCUGGCUUCGCGGUUGUCGUUGAACUUCUCGGGGCCAAAGUGCCCUUUGCCUUUGAGCAUCAUCCGGACCUCUUGGAUGCGACUGACCUGCCUCAAUUGAAUUUGACUCUGACAGAUCAUCUCAUUCGGACACUACUCAGUCUACUGCGUUUCUACGUCCUUGUCAUUGAGGUUUCACUCAUCCUACUGGGUGCAUUGCGAGGUUUACUGAAGAAUAAAAUCUGUCUCCCGGGAAAGUGA
This is a messenger RNA of Aspergillus lentulus, 459 nucleotides long. Lineage: Eukaryota; Fungi; Ascomycota; Eurotiomycetes; Eurotiales; Aspergillaceae. The record is from RefSeq and is a predicted model, not a curated record.